Messenger RNA from Cercocebus atys (sooty mangabey), 882 nucleotides. RefSeq lists its product as uncharacterized. Bases 1 to 882 code for a protein of 293 amino acids. Lineage: Eukaryota; Metazoa; Chordata; Mammalia; Primates; Cercopithecidae. The record is from RefSeq and is a predicted model, not a curated record. The transcript is spliced from 3 exons. Gene Ontology annotation, biological process: immunoglobulin production; immune response.
AUGAAGGAGCCAUUCAUGAUCAAUCUACAGGAAGAGGGGCCAUCAGCAGCAGAGGGUCAGAGUGAGCGAGAAACUGGCUUCUUUGAGAGACUCAUCAACACUGCCACCAACUCUGGGACAAAUGGGGCACUUGCUGUAACAGUCACCCCAAGCUACUCACAGGAGUCUGAUCCUAGUCCCCUCACCUUACUGCUUCUGAUUCUGGUCCAUGCCUCUGUUUUCCCUGGACCCUCAGCCCAUGUCUGGGUCCAGGGUGACAGGGGUAGCUCCAUCUCCAUCAACAUCUAUAGAGGUGUAACAACUAUUAGGGCUUUGAGCAGUGUCCACAGUUCUACUUAUGAGGGCCUCUCCUCCUUCCCCAUCCCCUUACACAGGUGUGAUAAAGGCAGAAAGAUUUGCCAUACAGCAGCACAAACACACCCCGUCCAGCAAAGAGCUCAUAGGAGGAUAAAGCAUCAGAAUCCAGCCCCAGCUCUGGAGCCAGGAUCCCUCAAUCAUGCACAUCCGGCUGGACUCUGGCUCCUCCUCACUUGCUGCCCAGGGUCCAAUUCUCAGGCUGUAGUGACUCAGGAGCCCUCAAUGACUGUGUCCCCAGGAGGGACAGUCACUCUCACCUGUGCUUCCAGCACUGGAGCAGUCACCAGUAGUAACUAUCCAAGCUGGUUCCAGCAGAAACCUGGACAAGCCCCCAGGGCAUUGAUUUACAGUACAAACAGCAAAUACUCCUGGACCCCUGCCCGGUUCUCAGGCUCCCUCGCUGGGGGCAAAGCUGCCCUGACACUGUCCGGUGCACAGCCGGAGGACGAGGCUGAGUAUUACUGCUCGCUGUACUAUAGUGGUGCUCAGCACAGUGACAGACUCAUAAGAGGAACCAAGACAUAA